Eurytemora carolleeae is the source of this 1415-nucleotide messenger RNA. It is a transcript of the gene Arfrp1, whose product is annotated as ADP-ribosylation factor-related protein 1. Gene Ontology annotation, biological process: protein localization to organelle; Golgi to plasma membrane protein transport; intracellular protein transport. Gene Ontology annotation, cellular component: Golgi apparatus. The transcript has 7 exons. The record is from RefSeq and is a predicted model, not a curated record. NCBI's taxonomy places the organism in Eukaryota, Metazoa, Arthropoda, Copepoda, Calanoida, Temoridae. The coding region runs from base 40 to 648 and encodes 202 amino acids. Gene Ontology annotation, molecular function: GTP binding; GTPase activity.
UUGUACUGAAAUAUAUUUAUAUUUUCAGACAUCAAUGUAAUGUAUACACUACUGCAUGGUUUAUAUAAACAUGUUACACAAAAAGACGAAUUCUUCGUUCUCAUCCUUGGUCUCGACAAUGCGGGGAAGACGACGUUUUUGGAAUCGGCCAAAACCAGGUUUGUGAAGAACUACAAGGGAGUGAACUUGUCUAAAAUUACGACCACAGUCGGACUAAACAUUGGGAAGAUUGAUACUAAUGGAGUUCGGUUAAACUUUUGGGAUUUAGGAGGACAAGAAGAGCUACAGGCACUCUGGGAUAAAUAUUAUCAGGAAUGCCACGCUGUGAUAUAUGUAGUGGAUACAGGAGAUAGGGAAAGAAUAGGAGAAUCUAAAGAAUCUUUUAUAAAGAUGAUAAAGAAUGAGAACACUAGAGGGGUUCCUCUUCUAGUGGCCGCCAAUAAACAAGAUCUAGAGGAAUGUAUGGGAGUGCGUGAGGUGAAACCAUUGUUUGAAUCAAAUGUUGAUCACGUUGGAACAAGGGAGGUAAUGGUAUUAGCUACCUCAGGAUUAACUGGCGAGGGAGUCGUGGAAGGGAUUGACUGGGUCGCGCAGUGCGUUGUCAGAAAUAUGCACGCUAGGCCCCCUCACGACAAGGAGAAGAGCUAAAAACCAGCGGAUUGAUUUAUUGAUUGAUACUAAGGACGGAGAAGUCCUAGUUGCACUGAAUGCUCACAGCACAGGCGUGAAUACUGAAUAUCGAACCACCGGUUCAUCUUUGUCAAAUAUCACGUAAAAUAAUCUGCCCAAAAUAUUUAUUUUAAAUCAUAAAAAAUGUGCGGAAAUAAUGGCAAAAAAAAAGCUAACCAAGCAUUUAGUUUGAAAGUUCAAUUUAUUUAUGUUGUGCCAACUUUUGUGCGUUCUUCAUUUUAUGGUUGACCCCCCCCCCCCCGGGGGGUCAACCAAUUGUUUGCAAAAUAAAAUGAAUUUUUAUUCCCCAAAGCACCUUGCCACUUUAUCUGCACGCACUCUAUUGUUUGUUUUUUAAAUCUGUGAUAAACUUGGUGUUUUGGUAUUUUCAUGUACGUUCUUCCAUUUUUUGGAGUCAAUGAGACGGUUGCGACUUAAGCUAUAAAAUCUUCAAAACACGGUUCUGAAAUAAUGAUAAUAAUGUUGAAUCUGGGACCAAAUUUUAUCAAUAUAGAAAAGUAGUUUAGCCGCGUUUAGUAGUUUAGCCACUUCUUUUGUGCGCCGGUUCAAGUUUUGAAGAAGUGGUUUAACUUUGUCUCCACGGUUCAUCUACUUCAGACUAUUAAUUAAAUCUGAUCCUUAACUUACUUCUUUACCUUGCUUGCGUAAUGUUAAAGACUCUUUUUAAUUCUACAAUGAAAGCUAUAAACGAUAGAUGAGUUAUAAUAAAUUUUUAUAAACCAAAA